This is a messenger RNA of Miniopterus natalensis, 3356 nucleotides long. The record is from RefSeq and is a predicted model, not a curated record. NCBI's taxonomy places the organism in Eukaryota, Metazoa, Chordata, Mammalia, Chiroptera, Miniopteridae.
CCUCCUGCCCCAGCCGGGACGUAGAGAAAGGUCUGUGCAAAGGGUUACAAAAAAACUACAACGUUGUUUUCUGGGCUGUGUUUUUCUUGAGGGCAAAAAUAAAACCUGCUCGUCUACAGACGUGUGGAGGAGCCAAAAGUAGAAAAUGGGUGUGCCAAAGAUUUUUUUUUUUCCAGUGUGAUUUCUUUGGAAGAAAAGUGGAGUCGUUUUUUGCCCUGGUGUUGAGGGAAAAGGCAGAGUCAGUGGAGAUCUGUUAACAGGUUGUGUGACUGAGCCAUUCACUUCCCUCUGGGCCGGGCUUAGUGACCUCCUAGCUGUGUGACCUCAGGCAGAUUAAGGAACUCCUCCCAGCCCAGCUCCCUCCUCUGUAAAAGGGGCGGGCACAGUAACCUCUUCGGAAUUGGUCUGAGAACUGGAUGAGGGAGGCAAGGUGCUGUGGCUGUGAGGCACCCGCCUGGCUCUGUGCCCCAGCUUGCUCAUCUGUAGGAUGGGAGCAAUAGCAGUGCUCCCUCUAGGCGAGUUGUGGGGAUUAAAUGAGGUCAGCAGUGAUAAGUGCUUGACUCAUCGUAAGACAUAGAACAACAGCAUUGCUUAGUAAGUCUCCAACUGGUGGCCUAGAAGCCAGGUCCAUUCCCAAAAAUAUGUCUUCUUUGUUCUGAGGACUUGCAGCGGCCUCACCACAGCCCACUUCCUGUAUUUAUCUAGCCCAGGGGCCCCUGGAGGCAGCAACCUCAGGAUUCUGAAUCUCGGGUUAGUCCCUUCCAGCCUCCGUAAUCUGAUUUUGGCCGGGAGGGUCAUAGGUUUCCAUGGAGACAUUACUGCGGACACAGGAAGAAGGGCAUAUCUGAUCUGUUUGCUGAAUGAGCCCGGUGGUAGGCGGCUGGAGCUGCCAGCCAUUUGGGAGUGAAACACACAGAAGGGAAGCAAAGAGUGAAGGCCAGGCCCCCUGGGGGCUGAUGGCCGGCAGGCGACUGGAUCUGCUCUGGGUGCUGCUGAUGGUGGAGACUGUGUCCGGGGCCGGGGCCAGCAGCCCAUCUGCAGGGGCCCACACCAGCCCCCUGUUUCCAGCCUCAGGUGUGAACCAGACCCCCGUGGUAGACUGUCGUCAUGUGUGUGCCCUGAACGCUUCUGACCGCUGUGACUUCAUCCGGACCAACCCUGACUGCCGCAGCGGGGGCGGCUACCUGGACUACCUGGAUGGCAUCUUCUGCCACUUCCCCCCCAGCCUCCUCCCUCUGGCCAUCACCCUCUACGCUUGUUGGCUGCUUUACCUGUUUCUGAUUCUGGGAGUCACUGCGGAGAAGUUUUUCUGCCCUAAUUUGUCAGCUAUUUCCACCACGCUCAGGCUUUCCCACAAUGUGGCAGGUGUCACCUUCCUGGCGUUCGGGAACGGUGCGCCUGAUAUCUUCAGCGCCUUGGUGGCUUUCUCGGACCCACACACAGCCGGCCUGGCCUUCGGGGCGCUGUUUGGCGCAGGCGUGCUGGUGACCACUGUGGUGGCGGGUGGCAUCGCCAUCCUGCGCCCCUUCACGGCUGCCUCCAGGCCCUUCCUCAGAGACAUCAUCUUCUAUAUGGUGGCUGUGUUUCUGACCUUCACUGCACUCUACCUCGGCCGGGUCACGCUGCCAUGGGCCCUGGGUUAUCUGGGCCUGUACGUAUUCUACGUGCUCACCGUGGUUGUCUGCACCUGGGUCUACCAGUGGCAGCGGCGGCGAUCCCUGGUCUACUCCAUGCCGACCACGCCAGAGAUGCUCUCGGAUUCCGAAGAGGAGGAUCGGGUGUCAUCCACUACCAACAGCUACGACUAUAGGCAAGAGUACCAGCCGCUGCUUUUCGACCAGGAGAGCACGGCGCAGAUCCUGGUCCAGGCCCUCAGCCCCCUGGAUUGCAGGAAAUGGAAGAGCAAGCCAGUGCACUGGAGGGCCCUUAAGGUGCUCAAGCUGCCCGUGGAGUUCCUGCUGCUCCUCACUGUCCCCCUCGUGGACCCUGACAAGGAGGACAGAAACUGGAAACGCCCCCUCAACUGCCUGCACCUGGUCAUCAGCCCCCUGGUCCUAGUCCUGACCCUGCAGUCGGGGGCCUAUGGUGUCUAUGAGAUUGGUGGCCUCUUUCCUGUCUGGGGCAUAGUGGUGAUUGUGGGCACAGGUUUCGCUGCAGUGACCUUUUUUGCCACAUCUAACAGCGAGCCCCCCAGGCUUCACUGGAUCUUUGCCGUCUUGGGCUUCCUGACCAGCGCCCUGUGGAUCAACGCAGCCGCCACCGAGGUGGUGAACAUCUUGCGGUCCCUGGGCGUGGUCUUCCAGCUGAGCAACACUGUCCUGGGACUCACGCUGCUGGCCUGGGGGAACAGCAUCGGAGAUGUCUUCUCUGACUUCACGCUGGCCCGCCAGGGCUACCCGCGCAUGGCGUUCUCCGCCUGUUUUGGCGGCAUCAUUUUCAAUGUCCUGGUGGGAGUGGGGCUGGGCUGCCUGCUCCAGAUCUCCAGGGGCCACCCCGAGGUGAAGCUGGAGCCCGACGGACUGCUGGUGUGGGUCCUGGCCGGCGCCCUGGGCCUCAGCCUCGUCUGCUCCCUGGUCUCGGUCCCGCUGCAGUGCUUCCAGCUGAACAGGACCUACGGCUUCUGCCUGCUGCUCUUCUACGCGAGCUUCCUCGCCGUGGCCCUGCUCACCGAAUUUGGGGUGAUUCACUUGAAAAGUGUGUGAGUGAAGCCAUGUGUCCGGGUCCACCUGGUGGCCGGGAGGUGUCCCCGCAGGCGGGGAGCUGGAAGAUGGAGGUGAUGGAAGAGGAUGGAAGACGGAGGCGCUUUCCGUGGAGCCCGCACCCGCGCGGGCGCACGCGGCGGGGAGCGCGCUGUGGGCGGGAUGGGGCCGGGCGCUUUGCUAGAGGUCCCGGGCGCUGCUGUGUGCAGGGAGGAAAGCUAAGCCUCCUUCCUGGGGCUUUGGACACUGGGCUCACUGGGUGGACAGUCCCAAGCAGAAGAAAGGAGACGUCUUAAAUUAUCUGCAGGGCCUCUCCAAGGCUGGGGUGAAGGGGAUGCCUGGGUGCCUUCGGGGCUGCUGUGGGAAGACUCGCAGUGUUCAGGGCCGGAGGCAGCUACAGAGCCCCAGGCCCCUCCCCGUUGGUGUCCCCUGGUGCCUGCCUUCAUCAUCUCCUCAGGGUGCAAAUGCUGCAAAAACCAGGUUUAGGGAGUCAUGGCAACUGGGACCCCCAUGGGCAGGGUGCUUGGCCUGGUGUGCCUCAGGCCGUAAUGGGCUGAGUCCUAGACCUGCACCGUCCAACAGAAACGGAAUGUGGCACAUAACUAAUUUUGAGUUUUCUAGUCACCAUGUUAAUAAAGUCCAAAGAAACAGGUGAAA